Messenger RNA from Colletotrichum navitas, 1366 nucleotides. RefSeq lists its product as uncharacterized. NCBI's taxonomy places the organism in Eukaryota, Fungi, Ascomycota, Sordariomycetes, Glomerellales, Glomerellaceae. The record is from RefSeq and is a predicted model, not a curated record. The transcript has a single exon. The coding region runs from base 289 to 1041 and encodes 250 amino acids.
CCAAGACUGGGUUUUAUGAAGCGAAGUAUAGGCAAGUCCAGCAGCCAGACCAAUCACGUCUAGUAACAAUGGCAUGCGGUCUUUGUUUUGGACCGCGGUCCUCAGCUAUUCAGUGGCACGAAGGAUAUCGAGGUAUUGAAUGAUAAUAAGUGACUAAACUCCUCGUACUUUUAGAGCUCUUCAAUGCUCGCAAAGCCAUGAGGGGGAUACAGCUUUUUAGUGUAUUUUCACCCGAGCAAGCCACAGACAGUGUUUUUGAAUCACUUAUAAUAUCCUCAGAUACCAUGCAUGCUCUUCCCACCAUCCGCUAUGUCGGGCGUUAUUGCCAACAGCAUUGUGCGCACGGCGGGUUCGUCGUCGACACUUAACUUCUCGGAUACUAAGAAGAGUAUCCUCAUACACGCCAGCUGUUCGCAUGACGGUCGAACUCGUCACAGCCGCGGCCUCCCGCCCCCAGAAUCACUGCAACAGCACGCCCCGUUCCUCGAGAAGCAGCACCCCUUGGUAUCGGAGCAGCAAGCGCCGCCGCGGUCCGAGAAGCAACACCCUCUCCUGCUGGAGAAGCAGCACCCCCCGCUGUCGCUGAAGCAGAAACCCGGCGUGUCCUUCAGGCUCUCCCACUGGCCCGGCGCCUCGGCCGACAUGGGAUCCAUCCUCGCGUACCCCUCGUCGUCGUCCUCCCGUGACGGCCUUGGCCGCGGCGUGAGCAGGCAUCCCUCGCCCGCGGCACCGCCCUUGCGCCCUCGGCUGCCCGCGAGAAGCUCGGCUGCGUCGUCGCCCUCCCCGAAGCUGCUGCAGGAGCCCCGCGAGCCGUCUGCGUCCCCCAGCUGGCGGACAGAGGGCCGGGACGUGGACGCGGAAGCGGUCGAGGACGUCUCGUACGGCGGUGGAGCAUCAUGGUGCAGGUCUCCCCACCGCUCCGGCUGGUGCUGCAGGUCACCGCCUCUUUAUAUACGGGGACGGACUGUCACUGGACGUCGUGCGCAAUCAGAUUGGGGACCUGUGCCGCCAACGCCGCACCUUUCUUUGACGGAUCCAUAAUUGCAACACUCCCCCUCUUUUUUUAAUAUGUAAAAACAUGCAAGAAAAUUGGUUCGCGGCAAGCGUCGGUUUACGAGAUGCAGAUCGCGGGGAAAUGGAGCCGGGCCCCCUUCCUUGGUGUGGAGAUGCCGGUCCGCUCCCCAAAAAAUAAGGCCGUAAAACGUACGUAAUGAGAUGCUCGUUAAGCGUUUUGAUCGAGUAAUGAAUGGAGUUCGUUUAUUCUCCUUUGGAGACGUGGAUUCGCGGGGAAAUGGGGGAUGGACAACGUCGGUCAACGCAUGUUUGAUAUUGCACUGUUGACGCUUGAUCAGCAAGCCAAGCUGGA